GCGGAAGCGCUGUCGUUUUACUCCGGACCGUGGUGACAUAAGGAAUGUGUGGCUGAAGGACCGUGACAAGUCCUACAGUAACCCCCAGUGAUGAGAACUAGGGAGCAGCACCUCAGACACACAAUUCCUCUGGCCAUGUCACAAGCGUCUUUGCUCUUAAAAUAAAAAAAAAAGGAAAAAAAAGACUCGUUUAAAGAAUAAGUGAAAAAAAAACAAAAAAAUCGCAAAAGUUACAAGAAAAAAAAAAAAAAAACAGCCAACAAAAAUCGAAGGAAAUAGUCGGAUCACCCCUCAGUGUGGUGCGCCCGCAGCCUCAAUGCAUACUCACUACUCCCGAAUCAACAUGAAGCCCGAGAUCAUCGCAGCGGUGGGCUUCCUCUCCAAGUUCCUGCGUACUAAGGGGCUGAUGGACGAUCGGGAGCUGCAAACCUUCAAUAUGUCCCUGCAAGAACUACUAGUAGAACAUUACAGACAUCACUGGUUUCCUGAGAAACCUACCAAAGGUUCAGCUUACCGCUGCAUUCGGAUUAACCACAAAAUGGAUCCCUUGAUUGGGCAAGCAGCAGACCGUAUCGGACUGAGCAGCCAAGAAAUGUUUAAACUUCUGCCAAGUGAACUCACUUUGUGGAUUGAUCCAUACGAAGUGUCUUAUCGCAUCGGAGAGGAUGGUUCCAUAUGUGUGCUCUACGAAUCUAUCCCGACAAGCAGCAGUAGCCAAAAUGGCAGCUCGUCUCUGGUGGUCGAAAGCAGAAUCAGCUGCAAAGAUGAACUUCUCCUUGGCCGAACAAGCCCUUCCAAAACGUACAACAUGAUGACGGUAUCUGGUUAAGAUACCGACGAUGGCUGGAUCAUCUUGUAACAGAUGGAAUAAUAUUGUUUUUAAUUUGGGAGGGCUCCUAUGGGGAUGGAGUGUGAAGUAUAAAAUGUCACAGCUGUGAAGAUUGGGCACAAAAUAGAAGUAGAUCUUACUGAUGUGAAUGUGCCAUGGUUUGGACAGUACCUUUUUUAUUUGUAGUUUAACAGCCUGUAUGUAGAAGGAAAUGUGUUUGACACUAGACAUUUAGUCAGUGAUAAUAUCUGUAUUAGGUUAUGUGCGUACUUUGCAUCGGGCACGUUUGUCACCAGGCAGUGUUCAGUUGUGCUUUUCCACUUCUAGUCAAGGCUUUAAAUGGGAAAAGCAUCUUGGAGUUCAGUGAUCUCUAUGAUCCUCUUGUUCAAUAGUGCAUGUUAAAGCAUUGAACAGACUCCUUGGCUUUAGCCUUAUCUUGAGGGAACCAUAAUCAGCAGGGCACAUGUUUGUUACCAAGCAGUGUUCGGUUAUGUUUUUCCCACUUAUAGUCAGGACGUUAAAGGGGACAAGUAUCUUGGAGUUCAAUGAUCUCUACGAUCAUCUUGUCCAAAGGUGCAUAUUAAUGCACUGAACAGACCUCUUUGGCUGUAGCCUUAUCUUGAGGGAACCAUAAUCAGCUGGAAAAGUCCAUGUCGGAUAACUGAAUCUUCCCCUUAGACUGGUCAGCCAGGGAGUUUCUGCAGAGAGCACUUAUUAACAUAGACUAUGAUCUUUACCCUGAUUGGGCAAUGAUCAUCUCACGUCUAUGUGCGUUAUUACCCGUGGAGUAAGCUCAAGCUAACAUUGCCAGCUGACAAAUGCGUACAAAACAUGGAAGUACGUACAUAUCCGUAACCUAUGAAAACCCAAAGCUCAAUGUCUUUGUAAGAUUUUUAUUUACUUCUCUGCAGUUUUUUUGCAGAGCUUAACUUGCACUAAUGUCUUCAAUGUUACUAUUUCUGGCAGCUCAGUAGCAAGGUGAAGAGGUGGGAAUAUGACACUUAUUGGGAACUGUACAUGGCAGACAUGACUUGCACUGAAAAUAGAUAUAGAUGUGUGCCUAUAUAUCCAUAUAUAUAUAUAUAUAUAUAUUAGAUAGAUAUAUAUAUAUAUAUGAUAGAUAUAUACAUACACACACGAGAUAAUAUUAAUAAGUCUGCCAAAAAGAAUACUUGAGUAUCUUCAUAUUGUGAAAUGAACUUGAACGGUAAAUAUAGAUUUCUUAUUUUUUUUUUCCUGCCUCAGCUACAGGCUUUAAAAAACACCUUCUAAAGACACUGUCUGAACUAUGGCGUUCUCACCAGCCAGCUUAUCUGUACAUUUCCUAGCUCGUAGUUUUCUAAGACGGAGUAAACUUCUUAUUUUUAGAAAAGUGGAGUUCUGCUUUGUAAUUUCUUGUACUUAAUUGGGUAAAAGUCCUUUUCCACAAGCCACCAUCUAUUUUGUGAACUUUGUUAGUCCUUUUAUUUGAUAAAUUAUGAACUGCUGUAAAUUUGUACAGUUCAUGUAUAUUGAUUGUGACAAAGAUGUACAGAUUUCUAUUUUAAAUGAGAGAUUUUUCUUCUCUAUAAUAAAUUGUUUCUUAUCCUUGGCAUUUUAAACAAA
Rana temporaria (common frog) is the source of this 2434-nucleotide messenger RNA. It is a transcript of the gene BTG1, whose product is annotated as BTG anti-proliferation factor 1. Gene Ontology annotation, biological process: negative regulation of cell population proliferation; negative regulation of mitotic cell cycle. The transcript is spliced from 2 exons. Gene Ontology annotation, cellular component: nucleus; cytoplasm. NCBI's taxonomy places the organism in Eukaryota, Metazoa, Chordata, Amphibia, Anura, Ranidae. Bases 317 to 829 code for a protein of 170 amino acids. The record is from RefSeq and is a predicted model, not a curated record.